UAGAAUCCAAAGUCAUUUUUUUUAUACGUUUUCUAAACACAUAAUAUUACUAGUUCCAAAUGUAGUAAUAGAAAACGAAAUAAAUAAUGAAGCUGCUAUGCUGGGACUCGUUUGGUUGGCCCAUGCGCAACCAUCUGCCUAAUUCUUUGUCCUGGACAGAGGAUGUGACCACCUUAAGUAUGCUUAACGAGAGUCAGAAAAUGGUGGAUGGGUCCAUUGGAUGCUGCUCCAUAGACUGGCUUAUGCAACUCCAGCAACCCUCGUGUCCACUGGUGAGGCUCUUGAUACUCGGGUUGUUGGCGUUGCCAGUUUAUAAUGCGAUAUUGAUUGUGGUGGGAUGGCGUCUACACUGCAGUGCUUGCAGCAGUGCCGAGCGUUUGGUGCUGGACAUCCAAAGGACCAGACCUCUCAAGCGUCGAGCUCCCUCACCUCCUUCACCUCCACCAGCUCCAAGACCACCACCGCGUCUUCGUCGACAUAAAACCCCCAAAAGUCCAUCAUCAAGUCUGAUAUUGUGGUAUCCAAAAGCCCAUCUCAGCCCAAAGAAUCCCUUUGAUGAGGAGGACCAGUACAGAAACCUCAGGGAGAAUCUGAAGAUGGUGCUAGGUGGCUUGCAGAGGGCUCCUUUGCCACUUCCGCCACCAAAGCCCAUCUUUAUACCCCCUCCAGUUGAACCCCUAACGCCGCCGGAAUCACUGACUCCAACUGAAUCGCCCCGGAGAAAAGACCAAAAGCCACGCUCCAAAGUUUUAUCAGGGAUCCUUAAACAUCUAGGCGUGAGUUCCAUUCGUAAGAUAUGGAAAACACAUGCCAGCCGAAAGAAAAGUACGACUUCUGCCACCAGCUCCAGCAUGGGUACCAGCUCCUUCUAUGUCUACUAAAGCGAAGUCUGGCUAAGAUAGGGGACACAUCCAUCAAGAAAUCAGCGCUCCAUUCAGUGUGAAACUGUGCGAUUAUAUUUUGUUACGAUUAAAAGCGUGCUGAGGUCAACCUUGUUGGCCCGGCCCAUUAAGGCCUUGAA
Messenger RNA from Drosophila teissieri, 1021 nucleotides. RefSeq lists its product as uncharacterized. The record is from RefSeq and is a predicted model, not a curated record. The transcript is spliced from 2 exons. NCBI's taxonomy places the organism in Eukaryota, Metazoa, Arthropoda, Insecta, Diptera, Drosophilidae. Bases 87 to 881 code for a protein of 264 amino acids.